CUCCGCGUCUUAGGACGUUUUAUAGGUAUCCACAGCGGACACUGCCUCACCUGCUUGCUUCAUAAGCAGGGAGGGGGGUUGCAUGAUGCUAGUUGGAUGUUGAGGCACUCGGCUACUUUAAAGAUUACCCAUCUUCGCCCGGCAUCAGUCGUUCCGACUCGACAGCAAGUCUUCGGCGACAUCCACGAAUACGCCAUGACGGCAACCACAGCCGAAAGGCCCACGAAGCGUUCGCCCCUGCUCCUCAUCACGGCUUUUGCUGGCGAAGGGCAUGCGAUCCCUCUCCUCGCUAUCGCAUCAUACCUUGUCAAAAAGCGUUACGAGGUUGUCUUUAUUUCACCGCCAAACUUCCGGCACAGAGUCGAAGAAGCCGGGGCCGAGUGGGUCUGUACGGACAAUCCUUUCACCCCAGAACUUUUCCGGAGUCUAGCCGAGACGGCUUCCUUGCCUUUCGGGCCGGAGCGUUUCGCUGUUGAAAUCAGGAAAGUUUUCAUGGAUACGCUCCCCUCCCGGGCGCGGAAAACAGCCGAAGUCCUGGCCCUGCUGAAAGCAAGGGACCCUCACCGCCAGAUCAUUGUCAUCGAGGAUGCCCUCAACUGGUCCUUCUUGCCUCUCAAGUAUGGAAUGCCUUUGCCCAAGGGCUUAACGGAAAUCCCGAGAAGCAUAGGCAUUGGCGUUGCCGCUCUCCUCCUGGAGAGUCGGGAUACCGGGCCAGCUCCAUACGGAUUACCACCCGAUUCCACCCACUCGGGUCGGCUAAGGAACGCAAUUCUUCAAGACUUGGUUGAGAAAGGGCCGCUGAAGCCUGCGCUAGACGGUUUGCAGGAGGCAAUGGAGACACUGGGCUGCACAAACAUCCCGACCAAACGCAUCUUCAGAUGUGCCUACACAGCCCACGAUGUGAUGCUACAACUUUGUCCCCCGAGCCUCGAAUACCCAGUUUCCGACCUGCCGCCGUCAGUCGAGUUCAUUGGCGUGCUGCCGCGCAAGACACCAAGUCCAGACUUCCGAUACCCCGCUUGGUGGUCCGAGGUCGAGAGAACACAACGGGACAACAGAUACCGCCAUGUCGUUUUCGUAUCCCAGGGCACGGUCGCCUCAGACUACACCGAACUCGCGUUGCCCACUAUCGAAGCCUUUGGCAACAGGCGUGACGUUCUUGUCGUUGUGGCUCUCGGGACUCGUGGCGCCCAGCUUCCUUCAGAGGUCAUGAUUCCUCCCAACGUUCGGGUUCUGGAUUACAUGCCUUAUGACACCAUCCUUGAAUACACCGAUGUCUUUGUCUCGAACGGCGGGUACGGCGCCUUAACCCACGCUGUGCGCAACGGCGUCCCCGUGGUUCUUGCCGGCGAGAGCCAGGAGAAGAGCGAGGUGGCCAUGCGUGCCGUGUAUGCUGGUAUUGGCGUGAGCCUCGCCACACAGAGACCGACGGCAGAGCAGAUCCGGAAGGGCACCGAAGAGGUCUUGCGAGAUACGAAGUACAAAAAAGCCGCGAUGAAGCUGAAAAGCGAGGGCGAUAGUAUGGACGCUCUGGCUACGGUGGAAGCAAAGGUGAAGGAGAUGACUCAAUGAAGCCAGCAAUGAGAAACCAAGAUGGACUCUAACCAUUUUCUUUUGACAAUCUCUCAACUCGGUGCGCUACACUAUUUUGCUCUUCUAGAUGUAUAAUAAGCUGCCCGUCGUCUUCGAAUGCAGAAUGCUUGGGCUCGAACAUGUUCCCGAUGGCAUUUGGCUGUGGCAGCUAAAACCCC
Colletotrichum navitas is the source of this 1751-nucleotide messenger RNA. RefSeq lists its product as uncharacterized. NCBI's taxonomy places the organism in Eukaryota, Fungi, Ascomycota, Sordariomycetes, Glomerellales, Glomerellaceae. Gene Ontology annotation, molecular function: UDP-glycosyltransferase activity. The record is from RefSeq and is a predicted model, not a curated record. Bases 97 to 1572 code for a protein of 491 amino acids. The transcript has 2 exons.